AUGGUCUAUUUACGGGGGAUGCACACCGAGGCGCAUAGCGUCAAGCCGGGCCAGCUGCUCGAGAUGUUUGACUCUUCGUGGAAGGUGCGGAGCAUUUGGGACGGGGUGAAGCUGGAGGUGGCGGAGGACCGCAGCCCGGUGGUCCUGCAUAGCUUCACACACCUGGACCCGGACCUGCCGCUGCUGGAGGUGAGAAGGAAGAGGAAGCCGGGGGGCUGGGGCGGGAGGAGGGUGGAGGACACUCGGGUAUGAGAUGCGGCGGAGGUCCGUUAGCUGCGGCGGUGUGUUGUGUUGUGAUCAGAGGAGAUCUUCGGAACAGGGGAUUUUGGUGAUCCAGGAUGAGGUUUGGUGUUCAUCCUGGGUCAGUAAAAAUAUUUUUUUAGCUGUUAUGUUGAUAAAAAAAAAAUUAUCUAGCUAAUGUCAGUUACCAACAGAUAAAUCAGUUUUUGAUGGAGCUUGAUAGAUAGAUAGAUAGAUAGAUAGAUAGAUAGAUAGAUAGAUAGAUAGAUAGAUAGAUAGAUAGAUAGAUGAUUCCAAGAGAAAUGUACUUAAUAUAACUAAGGAUAAAAACAGGUAGACCUUUAUUUUUACUGCGUUCUCCUAUGUUAACACUUUAUUGACUUUUUUUGGACCAGCUUGUGACGUAUAAGAAACUAAAAACUCACAUAACACAAUGUUUGUUUCUGGCCUCACACCUCAUAUGAUCACAGUCCCUAUGAAAACAUCUUUCUAAUUUGACAUUAUAAAUCCUGUUAAGCCGCAAAGUGAUACCAAAACAGAAAGAGCUUUAAGAUGUCAAAUUUUGAGCUUCCAGUAAGUGUCUUACUGUGUCAAAUCUGUAUAAUCCAGAUCUGAAUAGACCUUUAAGGUGGGACAGACAAAAUAGUAUGAAUUAUUUAGACUGGAAGGUCCCUCUCAGACAUCGGCACAGACGGCAUUUACAGGAUGACUUGCCUUUUUCACCAGUUUCACUCUGUGGUUAUCACCCCUCCCUCCGAGCGGACUGUUAUUCACCUCAGUAUUCAACAGACGCUCGCUGAAACCCUGCAGUGCAGGUGCCAAUGAGUCAUAUCUUACUAAACAUUUUAUUAAAUAUCAACAAUACUGAUAUCAGGAGCCUUCUUUUUUUUUUUUACAUUUAUCAGUGAUUUCCUAGCGUUUCUAGCAGUUUCCUGACAUCAAGGGUUGAACAGUAAGUUGGCCGAAGAGCUAAAAAUAAUGGAAGUGUUUUUACAGAAGACUGUAUGCAUUCAUAUUCAAUGUCAGAAUCAAUCGAUGUGAUUCCCAGUGUUAAAAACAGGACAACUGUGGCAUUUAGAUGUGAUCACACCAACCACUGUUAGCUGGGAAUUUUCCUGACUUUUACCUGCUGCAACAGUCUCACAACCUCUGCCACCACAACCUUCUGCAAAAUUUUAGUAGGUAGUGUAAUUCUCCCAAAUUUCAGGUAAGAGAUGAGGUGAAAAAUGUACCCUCACAUGUGACUCCCCAAACAAUUUGGGGAAGUUUUCAAAAGUUCUUUAAUACCAAAUUCUUAUUGUUAAGACAAAUAAAAACUGUGGGGGCGAGGACAUUACUUUCCAAUCAACAAAUGAUCAAAAGAAAAGCAAGAGUAGACACAGCAGACACUGAAAUUGAUGCUCCACUCCUCUCAGAAAGAAUUCUGUAAUGCACAAGACCAAAACCAUGUACACAGUCUGCAGAAACAGCUCCACACCCCCUCCAGCAGAUUUAAACUUAAGUUUGUGGGCAAUAAAAAAACAUAAAUAACAUUCUUCCUGCAGAAAUCUCACCAGAAUAAAAGAACUUUGUAGAUGUGGAUUGAUUUUGCCAUAUUCAAAACCACAUUUUGGAAGUUUUUAGGAGUUUUGUUCAAAUGUGAAUACUGCUCUGAAGGGGAACAAGAAUUUUUGUGCAAUUUUUAAUAUAGAGUCCAGCAGUUGUGGUAGAAACUCAUGGAAGAGUACAAACUAAAAGUUCAGGAUGGUAACAGAGGAAAAGUCAGGGAGUCUGCAAGGCACCAAGAGUUCAUGCUCUGGGGAGUAUGAAUGUUAAAGUAUGUUUGAUUGCAGUCCAUUCAGUUGAUGUCGAAGUUCUUCAGUAGAAAACUGACAAACAUGGAAAAAGAAUAACCCCAAAGUUUUCUCUCUGUGUUUAUCCUGUUUUUUCCAUCUCCGUUACCCUGAAGACUUACAUGUCCUCCUCAUCCUGUUAUCCUACAUUAUAGCCUCUCUGUUGUCAGUGAAACGCUCUUUAUGGAUUAAGUGCAACAGUCUCCUCUCUUACUUACUGCUCCUUUAUAUCCUGAACAUUCGAUCAGAUGAGGACAGAGGAGAAGUAAUCAUAUUACUCUGUCUUGCGCAAGCUGGCGAUUGAACUAGGACGACGUCUCUACUGAUAGCACAUGAGACUAGCUGUUGGUCUGCUAUCUGGAGGACAUGAAGUCUUUUUCUCUCUGGUCUGUUUAACAUCAGUAGAAGCCGCUCUGAAACCACAGGCCUGUUAUUAAACCCUCCGUUCCUCUUUUUGUGUGUCCUGAGCUCGCAGAGGUAGCUCUGCUCUCUAAUCUAAUCCUGUCCUCACUAACACAAUUACCUAACACUUAAUCCCCGUCUUGCAGAGGUAGAGGGGUUUCCUCCACAAUCACUGCCUUUCUUUGCUCGCUCCGGAGGCUCAGGCGGAGGUUAUUUGACGUCCUGGUUGUGUUACAGUAGAAAGGUUCACUAGGGCGGAUGCCUGAAGGAAGGAGCUGGCUCGGAUUCAUGUGCUGAUCCCUCUGGCUCCAUGAAAGCAGCAGCAGCAACGUCACGGUGGAGUCUGUACGUACUGUAUCAUAUCACUGACAGGAUCGAAUGAUUGAAAGAUCAGGUUACUGCUGUCUUUGACUUCUGACAAACAAAUAAGGCUGUCUAUCCCUGUUUGUGCCCAAGUUUCUCUCAGAUUGGUUUCUCUUCUGUUUUUCAUCACGAAAGGUCAGAAGUAAUCGAGUUGAACUGAUAAAAACAUGAUUUUUCUUUUCAUUAUUCCUCUUCAAUGUUAUUUCAGCCUAAAGUUUGAGUUCUGUGGAUGGAUUUCUGCUGGACAGCCUGCGCUCACAGACUCACACAUGUUUUCAUGGUGACUUUAAAAUCAAUCAAACUAUAAGAAAAGGCCUGAAAAUCUAUUUGGAGCUUGUUUUGCACAAAAAAGUCUGUAACUGAGACAUAGAAGAAGCAGCAAACCCUCUAAAUGAACUACUCAGUAAGUUCUUCACUUUGACAGCUUUUUGAGUUCGAUUAGAUUUGGUAUUUAGAUGAAGUUUGUCAAUAAAAAUGAGAAAGAUGCGAGGCAGCAGAGAGGAUGACAGCGGGUGUCAUGGUCCUCUAAAUUCUUUUCCAUGAUUGUCCUUCUGUGGCUGAUCAAAUGUGCUGUAGAUCUCAUGCAGUGAACUGAUCUGAUCUGCUGGUAGGCAGACUCAGAGGUUUAUAUUUGUCAUUUUAGGGCAAAAUGUUUGACAUUUCAAACUUUGGCUCAUGGACUGAUCUGCGAUGUUGGAUCCCCUUUAUUCACUGUUUGUUUCUGCUCUUUGUUGCAGUGGGAAGCAGUAAACAGUGUGUAAUGUUACUGUUUAGAUGAUGUGCAUAAUCUUUGUUCUUUUGUAAUUCUGCCUGACUUUAUGUAACACUGUAUUACCACUGUAAUCGUAUUUACAGGAGCUGAGGAAAGCUCUUUGAUGCACAUGCUAAAACCUGAACACUGUACAAGAGUGCAUUUAGCCUAAAAAUAGUCGGGAUUUAGAAAUGAGUUUGUUUAACACUGAAGUCCAGCAGCAGCAAACCAGCAAGAUUAGGGGCCGAAGCACCAUAAAAUAGGGUUGAAUAAAGAGCAGAUUGCUGCUCAAUGAGACUGUCUGGAGAACUCCAAACAACACCUCCUUAAGAGGGGCUCAUUUGGUUAAAAAAAUCUGUUCGUAUGUGUUCAGAGGACUUUACAGAGAGAGGCCUGCAGAUUCUAAAUACAGAGCAGCUCUUGUGUCAGUAUCGGUGUUCAUCUCUGUGGCUCUGUUUCUAAAUCUUCAGAUCUGUUAGAGGAAGUAAUCAAUGCUUUGUGCGGUCAGAAAGUGACAGUGAAAUCUGAGACACACAGUUACAGUAAAUGAUCUCAAAACAGCGUCUUUCUGUCCGUCCAUAAGGGCCUGAUUGUCCUCUGCACUAGCCGUGACUCAGCAGCCUCAGAUGAAUGACAUAAUUACACAGCGCAACUCCAGUUAUCCCACUGAGAAUUAAUAAUCUGUAAUGCCACCAAAAACAAAGGGAGGAGCUCAUUGUAAAAACAGGGAUAUUAAUAAUACACCCUUGUAGUUAUUUUGGGAGUCUUGAAAUCUAUUUUUAUCCUCCUGAAACAGAUUUCAAAAGAAAAAAUGUGGUUUAAAUGGGUCAGACAGUGCAGUAAAACGCCAAUGAGACACAUCUAGAAACAAAGAUGGUGUUCUGUGAGUGAAAGGAGACCAAAGUAUCAGAGACGUUACCCAGAGGCGUGACGAAGCACACAGAUUGAGCUUAAAUCAAUUUCAUUUGCAUAUUGCACAAACAUCACUAAAAUGGUCAAUCAAAGUGCUCCACAAAGUUCAAAUCUCAAAGGAUAAUGGUGUCCUCAUCUGAGAAUAAGAAUAAGAACAACUUUAUUUCAUCUCAGAAGGGAUUUUCAAUUGUCGUCUCAUUUGUCAUGUCUAAAAGUCAUCAACUAUUUACAGAAGAGUUAUAAAGUCUAAUGGCUGUUGGUACAAAAGAUCUUCUGAAUCUCUCUGUCCUGCAGCGAAGAGAGAGGAGCUGUCCACCACCAUUGGCCCUUUGGUCCAUCAAGGUGUUGUGAAGUGGGUGAUCCAUGUUCUUUAGAAUAGACUCCACCUUCAUCAGUGUAGAUCUCUCCACCACAUCCUCCACUGAGUCCAGCUUGAGUCCAACCACAGAGUCAGCCUUUUUCACCUGUUUGUUAAGAUGUCUUGCAUCUUUGUGUUUGAUGCUUUCUCCCCAGCAGCCUGCAGCGUAGAACAGAACACUGUAGACACCACAGACUGAUAAAACAUCUGCAGCAUCUUACUACAGAUGUCUAUUGAUCGGAGUCUUCUCAGGCAAAAGAGGUGGCUCUGCCCCUUCCUGUAGAUAAAGUCUAUGUUCUUAGACCAGUCCAACUUAAGAGCCAGAUGUGCACCUAGAUAUCAAUACGAUGACACCACUUCAAUGUCCACUCCAUAGGUGUUCACUGGCUCAAGAGGGGUGUUGAGGAGGAGGCAGUUUUGGUGACCCCAGGAACUUUGAGCCAUUUAUUUCAAAUGCAACCCAAGUCAAAGUGAGGGUGGAACAAAGACAGUAUUGAUGUAUUUCUUGAGUGUGUGCAUAUCUCCUGAAGAACAACCGAUUUUGGCUUUAUUGAAGACAAAAAUAUUGAUUGAAGCUCCCAGCUUUGCAGCAGCAGCUCGACUGUCCUGAACUGCUGCAGAGGUUUGAUUUGAAAGCCUUCAUUUGGUGCUUCUCAGCUGCAGACAAAACGACAGAAACAGACCUCAAGCUGGAAUGUGAAGGACUAUUGUCUUGAAAAGUACUUGGCUCUCCUGAUUCUGCUCCCAUGCUCUGUCUGGUCUGGUAUAAUUACCUGAACUAGUCUUACAUAACUUUAAUUUUUAAGAAGCACCAAAUGAGGGGUCUAAAAUCUGAGUGCCUCCCCUCACAAACCUCAUCUUUUCUAAAUGGCACAGUUGGGAUUUUUCCCAGUCCCAUCUGGACUGAAUUAAAAUGUGGGACACAAUCCGCCUACAUUAGCUUGUCAGAGUCUAUAAAUCUCACUUUAUGAAAGAAAUGAGUCCACAUCAUUGGAUUAGAUGAGGAGCUUAUGAGCCACAAGUCUUAAUCCAGAUGGAGCAGCAUGGUGCUGGAGGAUGGAGUGGUACUGUUUGUUCUUCAUGAUACCCUUUACGUCAAACAAAUCUUCUAUUCUAUCACUUGCAAAACAUCCCCAUACCAUGGAACUACCACCUCCAUGCUGAAUUGUGGGUGUAACACAUGGUGCUUUCAGACGUUCACCAGUUUGUCAGCGGACAUAGACUCUGCGUUUUGAACCAAACUGCAAACUUGUUUCUAGUCAUCAUAAGUCCAAUUUUUGUGAGCUUUUGCCCACUCAUAUAUCUUUUUCUUGUUCUCUGGACUAAGUAGUGUUUUUUUGCAGAUACACAACCCUUCAGACCAGCCUUUCUCAAAUGUCAUUUCACGGUUGUCAGAAAUAUGGGUUUCGACCUUGUCGUGUUGAUUUCCUCCCUUAUUUGUGGUGCUGUCUUUCGCUGAUCUCUCUUACUGGUGACAAUGCUAUGUUUAUCCUCUGCUUUUGUAGUAACUCUCUUUCGUCCAGGUCUAUUUCUAUCAUCAUAACUUCCAGGUUCCUCUAGCCUCUUCAGAGUGUAGUGGACUCCUUUGUUAGACACCUUUUGGCGUUUUUCUCUUUCUGUGUAUCCUUCUUUCCUCAAUGUAUGAAUCUGUACUUUUGUUUCUUUACUCAGUUCCUUCCUUCUAGCCAUUUUUGGGGUAGUUUGAACGCAGUUGAGAUUCAUUAGGAUUUUUGUAUGCAGACUCUCAAAAGCCAAAAAGUUAAAGUGAAUAAUCCAACUGUGAUUUGUUUUUUUGCUUUUGCACUGAAGUUGUGACUCUUGCAAAUGUUUUCAACCCUAAAACUAUGCCCUUUUUAUCUUUUGCUGACAUAUAUUUAGCAAUGGUCUGUUAACAUCAAUGUAUAUCUGAAGGUAAAUGGAGUAAAAUGGUGUAUUUCCAUAAAAGCAACAUCUGAUCAUGAAGUAAAUACAUCCCAAAAUACAUAAAACUCAUGCUGGAUUUUAAAAAAAGCAUUGUGAACAAAAACUUGAAGUUACUCCCAACUGUUCGGCCUGUAAUGGCCUUGCUUCCAAACUUUUGGCCUGUAGUGUAUGUAUGUACAUAAGAUUACAUUGAUUCAAAGAUUGACUAUCCCUGAGAUGAGUUUGUCUUCUAUUUAUUUCUACGAGGCUAUAAGAGCCAUGGACUCAUGGUCUGAACUUGAAGACUUAUUUUCCAAGAUCCAAUAAGAUGAAAACAUCUGUAAACAAACAAAACCCAGCUGCCUCAAUAUUUCGAGAGAUUUCUGGAUGUUAAUUUCCCCCUCCCACCUGCUGUCUGUCCCCCGUCCAGCUGAACUCACCGCUCUCCCUCGUCGGUCAUUGUCGGUGAGGGGAAGUCGCUGGUUUGUGCUGCAUGCUUGCGAUGACGUUCUCUUUUGUUGCUUUUGUUAAGGUGUUGACUGUUUUGGGGACAGGCUUUGUUUUCCCUCUGGGGCUUUCCCUGAUGAUCUACAUUUAGAGUCAGCCUCUGAGGAUUCUCUGAGGGCCUGCCGCUGCACAGGCAGGUGUGUUUAUAGUGAUGAACGUCAUGAAUGUCAUGGUUUUGGCUGCAGACUCAGAGGGUGUGCUAGCUCAGAGAUGUUUGGCCUUGAGGGGGUUUGGCUGUGGAUCAGGGUUUACUUUUUGUCCCUGUGUGUUUGUUUGAGAGUGUUCCUGUGCCAGGUGAUUGUGUUUACACAGACUGAACACCAUCUGAUGAAAAGAUGGAGGCUUUCUGGCCAUAAUACACCCUUAUGAUUUCUAGAAGCAGACUGACAAUUGGGUCGGUGGAUGGAGAGUCUGUGAGCAUCUGCACUGGACUCCUCUAAUCAUUUAAUUUCCUCCAAGGAUCAUCCACCUUUAUUAUGACCUGAGUAGUUUUACAGUGUGUUUAUUGCAAUCAUCCCUACCAGUGGUCAUAACUAAUACGUUCAAAAGAACUGGGAAUAAAGCAGGGGGUGCAAGAGGAGGGUAAAACAUGACAGUGUGACCCAAACCUCAGGACAGAUCUUUGUUUCUCUUUAUUUAGUUUGGCUUCCCAAUAAAUGGAUUUCAAUUUUUUAACACAAAGGUUUUUGUUUUUUUUUGGAAUAUCAGAGUCAUUUUGCAGAACCAUGACAGUUCCCAGAUCAAUAAUUAUCAUGCAUUAAUUACUUUUUAAUUUCCCACAUUUUUACAUUUUUUUCUUUAUUCUCUUUGAAACAAGGUGUGUAAAGGGAUAUUCCAGUGCAAAAUUAAGUUAGGGUCAAACACACCAUAACACCAAGUUAGACACCCAGUGGAGAGAUGAGUGUUGCUUGCUUCUCUAGUUAUACCAACUUAAUUUCUUCAUGGAAAUGCAAUCAGACCGAGAUGCUAAGGCAGAAGAACUACCAUGUCUGCAGUGCAGAAUGAUUAAUAUGAUGAUUAUUACUUCAAGGAAAUGAUAAAAGUAAUGAUCAUGAAUACUCUUCCUUGAGCUGCGUCACCCCACCGCAGUCAAUGGACUCGCCCUGAGGUCUCUGUACAAAGAAGCGACUGCUGGAAGGGAGAGGAUGAGCUGUGUUUAGUCUCUUCUUACCUAAAGAAAUCAGGCAAAGUUAAAAAGGAUGUUUGAUGGCUAGUGCUAUGGCUGGGACCCUAUAUGUACUGUUGAUGAAGUUUGGUGCUGUUCUGAGCAUUAUUCGUGGCUAUAGAGUGGCUUUUUGGUUGAGCACGUGGCUCUCUGUGUUGCUAUCUGCGGUCGCUACUAAAGUUGGUAUAACUAGAGAGGCAAGUGGUCAGCAACGUUCAUCUCUCGAUGGGGUGUCUAACUUAGUGUUACAGUGUGCUUGAUCCUAACUUAAUUUUACACCGGAAUAUCCCUUUAAGUUGGGAGGACAACAUGUCAAAAUACACAGCCUCACUCUUGAACCUUGUUGUCCAUGCAGGGGUUUAAAGGGGCAGUAAUGAAAAUGUGGGGCUGUGCUGAUUGGCUUUCUCUGGUCGGAAAAGGGCUUUUUCACUUCUUCACUAAAAGUUUGGACAAAGAAAAAACCUGCAGUUUGUAUAAAUAUAGACUUAGUCACAUGCAAUUACUUUAUGUAUUGAAAUGAUUCAUUUAACAAGUUUAGAUGCAGUUUUAUCAGGACAGAUGACUUGAGUAGAUCACUUAGUGAUGCAGGUUCACUUCAGGGAUGGGGCAGUAAGUCCUUAACUGUCUCCGAACUCAAAACUUGGACAUGACAACAAUGUGGGAUUUCUGCAGUUUUAUACCAUGCACCCAUCAAACCAAGAAACACAGAUGUGGACUUCAUAUCUGACUGUAAUGAAGUUAGAUGAGCAUUUGGACUAAACCAGAGAUUACAGUGAUCAGAGCUGUGACCAUGUGACCUGAAUUUGGUCUCCUUUCCUCUCUCCCCUCGCCUCAUCACUCUCUGCUGACAAUUUUAUCCUCCUCACAUUCUUGCAGCCCACAUGAUGAUGAACACUCCUGGCCAUCCAUAGUCCGGAUGCCGUAGGUGAACAUAGAUCUGAUAACGUUCAGAAAGAAAAAGUGUGGAGGUGGAGGAGGAGGCUGACUGUGGAUGCCAGACAUUUCUGUGGACUCUGCUGUAGUUUUAUGAUUUUAUUCCUCAAACUCAAUGAGCGAUGGUUAAAGAAAAGUCAGCACAACAAGAGAGAGAAAUGAAAGAGAUAAAACAAUUUGAUAUCUGCAGAUCACAAGCCUGAAAAUCCAAGUUUUCCCAACAGUUAAGAGUUAGGAAUUAAAAGACAAUAUGAAGCACAGUGGUGAUUUUCCAGUGAAGGAGCUUUCUCCUGCAGGGAUUAGUGGAUAUUUUUUGUCUGUUUCACUCAUCAUGUUUUCCAAAAUAUCCUCCUUGCUGCACCAAAGCACUGCCUAUCUUUAGCAGCAGCAUCCAGUCCAUUUGAAGCCAUGAUGAUGGCGUGGAUGUGGUGGAUGAGGCGCUGAGUCAGGCUGAAGGAAUGUGAGGCCAACCGUGAUUAAAAAGAGAAGGAGACUGGAUUGCUUCCUGUCCCCUUUAGGGAGGGGAUUCCCUUUUUGAUUCACACAGACCUCUUCAUGGACUGGUUUUCAGGAAACUCUUUGAUACAGAUCCAUUCUAAUAGUACUGAAUGCUCCUGAUUCAGUUAGAAAAAGUUAGUUCAGUUAGUUUGACUUCUUCAAAUUCAAGACCUCCAGCUUCUACUUGUUUGGAGAAGCUUCAUAGAGGAUGAAAUACUCUCUUGCUGAUAGUUAACAAACAACAGUUUGGUCUGCACAUAAAGGAGGAUUCUGUUGUUAUCAACUUCAGGAUAUUUGUUUUGACUUUAGAGUCUGUUCACCUUUUGUUCUCAGUACACACCACAGGUUCCUUCUUGUGCUGCACCUGAGGAGAACACCUGAGCACCAAUGAAAGUGGUCUCCUCAGAUUUGAUUGUGGGUUUUUGGUGUGCUGUGAGUCAUUUGACUUCCCCUGAUCUGCCUGAGGCUUCACCAUGAUUGGAUAUCAAAUUUAAUUGAACAUGUUCAGUAUUUGCUGUCAGAUUCCUGCUGGAGCCUUCCUGCACGUGGUCCACUGUGCUUGUUGACUCUGAAGUCACGUUUUAGAGCUGCUGGUGGAUACUACUUCAGAGCUAGUGGACUCUGGUUGUCCGUGGAUGAAUCUGUUGUUGUGUGAUGUGCUGUUUGGACCACCUCUUUGCUCUUCAAAAACUAACUUGUCAGAUCUGUCAGUAUUUCUGAUCAUGUUUGUGGAGUUUCUCACAUUUUCAGCAUCUGUUUAGGUCUGAGAAGCUGCUCCUUCAGUCUGUUUGGAUCGUGGUUUCGUCCUUGGCUAAUGUCAGCUGUUUGUUUAAGCUCUUUCACAGCGACACUGGCUCUUUCUUUGAAAGUAUUGAUCGCUCUGUGUGUUUGGUUUUGUCGGCGCACUGAGGAGAGUUUGGUUUUCAUGGUAACGCUGUUGUCCUCUGGAGCAGGCAUGAAUAGGAGCAUUAUGGUGGGAAUGGACUGUGUGGACAGAGCAAGUUGCUGCCCUUGAGCACAGCAUUUUUCCACCCUGGACUGAUAGAAGCGCGGUCUCUGUGCUUUGGCUGAUAAGCUCCUCUCCUGCUGUCAAGGCCCUCAGCUGCAGGCAGCUGUGCCUCCGCCAUUAUACUGUACAGGAUUUACAGCAGGCCCCGCAGUUAUCUGUCAAGCACACACACACACACACACACUGAGGCCCUGUGCUGGGUGGCUGAAGUUCAGGCUCUCUGUGUGACUCCUCUCAUUGUUCUCUGGAAAGUCUUUCUGUAUUUGUUUUCAGUUUUUGUUGAAUCCAGGAGGGGGCCACCUGAUCUCCUGACCCUGUUUAGUGAUCAAGAGUGGAGAUCCAGUUUCAGUGCUGUCAUUUCAUUUGACUCUUGUCUUUGUUUUCUUGUGUUAAAACACCUUCAGACCCCUUUAAACUCACAGGGCUCAGAUAAACCUGUCUGUUCUCCUCACAGUGAUUUUAAGGCUUCCUGACUGUUGCUUACUGUGCAAAUUUUUUUUCCUCGAUUAAAGGAGGGAAAACAUGUUUGAGAUGCAAGAUUUUUAUUUUUUCCACAUUUUUAAGCAGAAAAUUGCAAAUUCUGCUUUGCCAAACUGCUUCAACAUGGAAGUAAAGCUAAAAAGAAACAUGUCAGAGCAGAAACAUCGUCACCAGGCUGUACGAUUUUUAUCACUUUCAUGAUGACAGAUAACUGCUAAAGCUAUAAGUUUUGUACAGGAUGUUCUUGUGCUUUAUUGUGAAAUUUGCAUGAGAGAAAUGAUAUUUUCAGCAGUGAGGAAGAGCAAGGAAGACCACUGAACACUUCUCUUUUCUUAAAAAUACAGUUUCUAAUUUGUCCGCCCUGUGAAGUGUAAACCUCCACUAAAUCUUAGCUCUCAUUUAUCCUCAUCAAAUUUAACUGUAUUAUUUUUUUAUUAAAUUCUCAAUAAUUUUGCUGUUUUUAUUUGUAAUUGAAUGUGCUCUGAACUUCUGAAAACAUCUGAAAAUUCUCAGGUUGAGCUGCAUGUGUGAAUGCAAACAGCUCUACCUUACUCAGACCUUUUCCUGGUAACUAUUCCACAAUAGGCCCGGGUGAGCUGAUGUGAGAACUCUGCAGGUUGAAGUCAGAAACAGGGUGGUGCCCGACAUAAUCCUGCUGCCACAUAAUAAUACAUACCUCCUGCCUCCCGUGUCAUCUUUUCCACUCAUUUGCCCAAUUGUAUAUCACACUAGAAUAAAGACAAGAAACUGUCAUUACAUACAGUGAGAACUUAAGUUUGUAAGGGACAUGAGAAAAACAGCAAUCCAGUUUCAGAGGCAGGCUGUCUUCCUGUGAGUGGUCAGGGUUUCAAAGGAGAAAUCUGAUUGACAACCUUAGCAGAAAUGGCUUUUUAUGACUGAGGAGUUCCUUAUGAAAUAUUAUACAUUACAUUUUUUUUUCAACUUAUUCAUAAGGGUUAUCAAAUACCCAGAAACUGACUGCACAGUUUAUGUGCCUGAAAGAGUGGAGAUAGAGGCCAAAGUAAAGCCAAAAUUAUUAGCCCCCUAUGAAAUUUUCUGUUUUUUUCCAAAAUUUCCCAAGUGCUGUUCAACAGAUAAAUGAUUUUUUACACAGCUUUUCUAAACAUCUUUGUUUUAUUUUGGAUCCUUACAUUAUUUUACUUUGCACACAGAAACAAAAUUUUUUCACUAAACCAAAAACUACCAGGGUCAAAAAUGUUAGCCCCCUUCAGGCGGAUAGUCAAUUGUGUGUCCUUUUUGCUGGAUAACAGCAUGCAGUCGGUUGCUGUAGUUUGUAACAAGGCUCUGGCACAUCUCCUGAGGAAUCCCAGCCCAUUCCUCUUUGGCAAAUCUUUCAAGCUUCUCCAGAUUUGAUGGUCUUCUAGCAUGGACCCUGGUCUUCAGUGCAGCCCACAGAUUUUCAAUUGGAUUUAAGUCAGGGCUUUGUGCAGGCCAGUCAAUAACGUUCACUUUGGUUUCCUGAAGGCAGUACCUCACCAGGAUUGCUGUAUGGUUGCUGUAUGUUUUGGGUCGUUGUCGUGUUGGAAGACAAAGCGACGACUCAGACCCAGUUUUUGCUGCUGACUGCUUGAGGUUUUCUUUCAAAAUCUUCACAUAUCCUUUUUUCUUCAUUAUUCCUUCAACCUUGACAGGAUUCCCAGUUCCAGAUACACUGAAACAUCCCCACAGCAUGAUACUCCCACCACCGUGUUUAACUGUAGGGACUUGGGGUUAUACGCCUCUCCCUUCUUUCUCCAAACAUAAACAAUGUCUCUGUGGCCAAAGAGCUCUAGUUUGGUCUCAUCUGACCAAAGACCAUGUCUCCAGUGUGCACAGUCUUUCUCCAGAUUGUCCUUAGCAUACUUCAGUCUGGCUUGAAGGUGUCUCUUUUGUAGAAGUGGAGUUUUUCUUGGCCUGCAUCCUCGCAGUCCAUUUCUGUUCAGGGCUCUAGAGACUGUCUUGUUUGACACCACAAUUCCUGACUCGGCUAAGUCAGCAACUACUGUUUUGGUGGUUGUUCUAGGUUGUUUAGACACAUCUCUUACCAGUUUUCUUUCCAGUUUCUUUGAAAUUUUUCACUUCCUACCUCUCCCAGACGUGUUCUGUACUGUGUGGCUCUCCUUAAAUUUCUUGAUGAUACUUCUCACUCCACUUCUUGAUACUUGGAAAUGCUGUGAUAAAUUUGUAUAUCCUUCUCCUGCUUUGUGAGCAUCAACAAUUCUUUUUCUCAAGUCUAAACUGAAUUCUUUUAUAUUUGCCAUGAUGCCUUCUCAAGUGACAGCUCAAACGCGUAACAAGGUUUUUAUACGGUGUGUUAAGUAUAGGACAACCUUUUGUUUUAACUUAAUUGAUUGAUUGAUUACAAGCUGUGAGCACUCGGAAGUGAAAGCACAUGAUUGCACAACAGUGGCUUUUGUUUUGGCUCAAUAAAAACGUCAAUUCUUAAGGGGGCUAAUAAUUUUGACUCUGGUUGUUUUUGGUUUUUGUGAAAUAAUUUUGUUUCUGUGUGCAAAGUAAAAUAAUGUAAGGAUCCAAAAUCUUGAGUCAGGUUUGUGCUUCGUCUCAAUAACUGCAGUUUUUUAAAAUCUUUUUAGUUUCUCUGUUAUGUUCAAAAUGAUGACAGUUUGAUCUCAUCUCCAUGGCAACAAAAAGACUCAGCACUGAUUGAGAUCUUCCUGAAUAGAUCUUGACUUUGUUAGGAAGGUGUUCAGUAAAGCAGGGAGUCACGUUGAGGCCUAAAAUGGACUCUGAUGACUCAUACUCCCAGAAUGCACCAUGAGGGGUCAUGAUAGAUGACUGUGGCACGCCAUAUUACAGACCGCUGAUGAUUCAGACUGAGGCCCUGAAGGUUAGGUUAGGAGAGUCAAGUCUGGGCUCUGUGGUGGCCUGAGGUUUAUCUCUGAGCACAGAGAAUGAAACAGACAACACCUGCUGCCUUGAGAUAAACUCCUCUCCUCUGAAGUCUAUUACACAAUGCAUCAAAGUCAGGCUGCCAAAGUUUAUAGCUGUAAUGCAUUAAACCAAUCUACCCAAAUUAAGCUUUAACUUUUAAUACAGAUAUUAACAAGAACUCUAAUCCCAUGAAAACAAAUUUUGCAGAAAAAAAAUUUGAGGGCUGAGAUCCAUGAAUCAAGUCUGACUUUCAAAAACUCGUGUCUGUCAAGUUUUUUCUCUUUGUAGUCAUAAAAAAGUUGACAGACAUUUAAAAACUGACAGAACAGGAUUUGAGAGAGAGGGUUAUAUUGCAGUUUUACCGGAGCUUGUAGGGUUAUUUUUGUAGGAAAAUUCAAAAAUGUUCCUGAGGAGGAGAGAAAUGAGAAAUUGUCAAAUAUCUUUACCUAAUCCUAACCCCUUCACGCUUCUGAGUUCAUAUUAUGACUAGAAAUAUAGUAGGAUGAUACUGCAACAAAUCAAACACACAAGUUUAGUCAGUGUGAUCAAAAAACUCGACCUGACAGGCAUUUGAAGGCCCCAGAUAUAAAGCCUUGUUUUAUUUCAAAAAAGCCGACGAUAAAAGUGUCACAUGUGGAGUAAAAUGUCCCAAAAUUGAAUCAAGAGAAAAUUUUCUGUCUUUUUUGUCAAAAAACAAUCAUAUUUCAUUUAUCAGUGUAAUAAAGUAUACCAGAGGAGUUUCAGUAAUCCAGAGCUAGAUGUUAAAACAUUCAACAGAGACACUUGAAGAGUUUGUAAUGAGUUUUCCUUCAGCUCUCCAAUAUUGAACUGAGGAAUUAUUUAAGGAAAGAAAUGACCUGGAAAGAUCCAGAUUGUGCUGUAAAGAGCCCAAAAUCAGAGUGGGUUUAGUUUUGUUAUGACAGUUUCUGUUGUGUAACAUUCAGCAGCUCGAACACAGUUGACAUGUGUGACUGCUGAUGAUUGAUAAGACAGUCUGUGUCCACAUCAUGUGACCGUUGUUUGUCAAACAGGUUCACAGUGGCCUGAGCAGAGCUCUCCCUCACUCUCCAAGCAGCUUGUGUUUAUUCCCUGUUGUGUUUAUCCCUGCGACUGCAGCUCGUAGUAUACAGCCAGAUAUCCAGUAAGCUCUGUUUGGUGACAAGCUAUUGUUUGUUUGUUUGUUUGUGCACGGACAGGCACAUGAAUCACAGAGUCUGACUCAGAGAGAGAGAGAGAGAGAGAGAGAAAGAAAGAGAGGGGCAGAGUGAAUAAAAGGAGGGGAGCUGGGUCACACAGAUGGUCAUGAUGAAAGGGUUUCAUCCACUAAUAAGAGACUUUUCACUGGUCGGUGGCAUCUUCUCUCAGACUGUAGCUCCCUCUAAUCCACCUUACAGAGCGUGCUCCUGUAGGAAAGACCCGCCCUCACCUUCAGCAGAAGAUUUGACUGUAAAAAUCAGGAUUUUAUUGAGCUCUGCACUCAGAGUUAAACUUCGCAUUCCUGUCUUUCAGAGCUCGACGCAGGAGAUUGGCGAGGAGGCCGAGGAUGACGCCAUCUUCACCAUCACGUUGAGGAAGGUGCAGCUCCACCAGUCGGCCAGUAAGGGGCAGCGAUGGCUGGGCGUGGAGACGGACUCGGCCCUCAGCCUCUACGAGACCUGCAAGGUGCGGACUAUCAAGGCCGGCACGCUGGAGCGGCUGGUGGAGUACAUGGUGUCAGCGUUCAGGGGCAAAGACUCUACCUACGUCACCAUCUUCCUCUGCACAUACCGCUCCUUUGCUACCACGAAGCAGGUGCUGGAUCUCCUGCUGCACAGGUAAGUCCUCCUCCACCCAAGAGGAUUGCAAGAAACCAAAGUAAACCUGGUCCAUAAAGGCUUUUUUUUUUUGAGUGUAUACACACAUUUCAUUUAUUCAAGGUGAUGAAUAACUGUCCGUUUCUGAAAAGCGUUUUUCUUUUUUAAUCAGAAUGUAAAGUUUAUAUUUCCAUCAAGUUUACUGAAAUUUAUGAGUGUAUUUGUCUUAAUCUUCAGGUAUGCAAAGCUGCAGAACGUCCCAGCAGCCACAGCACACAGAAUUUCCCAGGACGACUGCACCGAGCUGAGAAAGUGAGUCUGCUGCAGCCUUGACUGUCGAGUUGCCAACAUGAAUCACUGGGAGCAUUCACAGCUCUGAGCCCCACACUCCUCCUCCUGGGGUUGAAGUCAUAUCAACAGUUUGAAGUUUUUGCAGGUUAUUUUUCUCUGCUGGACACCUGUCAGAGUGAAGGAGUGGGAGGAGGAGUUUCUGUAAGAGUUGAUAAAACACAGACCAUGAGCUGAUAAUAUCAGAUCAGAACCAUGGAAAAACUGAAGGGCUUUCUGCACAGCUUCAGGGUACAGUUAAAUGGAUAUUUCACUGUUUUUGAAAUGGGGAUGUAUGAGGUACAGGACAUGUCAACUGUAAGUGUUUUAGCCACAGUGGAUAUCAGUCAGUUCAACUGUGGGGGGUCGAGCCUACUGUGUAAUUGAGCUGGGUUUGAACUGACCCUAGCUCUCAUCUUGGUUUUCAGCACUUUCCUCGCCCCCAGAAAGUCCAUUUGUUCUUUCUCUAUUUGCAGACCCGGUGCAUACAUGCUCCUCAGCAUGCAGCACACUGAUCAGCUGUAUGGUCUGCAGGCUCCAAACAGACAAAAUUCAACCAAACAAAGUACUGAGUGUGAUUCUGACAGAGUAGAUAACAAGCUGUGAAAUGCAAACACAACAGAGUUUGCAGAGAAAAAAGGCAACCUAAUUCACCAAAGUAAAAAGCUGAUCAACUUCUGUGACAGAAGAGCAGGGGGGAUCUUAAAGUGACCUGGUGGUUCAGGUGUGUAAGCUGUGAGCUCAUGUCCGCAAAGAGAGAAAACUCCUGUCUGUCAGGACUGAGACUUGGGAUCAUCAGCAUCUCUGGAUCUUUGAGGUCCAGCAGCAGUUCACAGGAGGCUGCAGUCUGAGACCAUCCCUAACCAGAGUCCACUGCUACACCGAGGGCUGAAUGCUGUCUGUAACCCACUUUCCUUAACAUUCAGGAAUCAGUCAGAAAGGCAGAGAAGCUGAAGAACAUCAGAGCUGAUGAGGUCAUAUUUUCUCUGAGGUUCAAACUUCCGCAGGUGUUGAAUCAUCUUUUACUGUCUCUUUGUCUCACAGCACGGUCUCAUCCAUCCUGGGUGCAUGGUUGGACCAGUACUCUGAGGACUUCUGGAGCCCUCCAAACUACGACUGUCUGCACCAGCUAAUGUCCUACCUGCACUGCCAUUUCCCCGGCUCAGACCUGGAGCGCCGUGCACGCAACCUGCUGGCCCACUUCCACCGCCGACAGCAGUGUGAGCCUGAUCCAGAUGGUAUGAAGGCAGGACAGGAAAGGGAACUCAGGGCAGGGACACACAAGAACACAAGGUCCUGGUAGACAGUCAUGGGGGUGAAUGUAAAGAUGCUGCUGUCUCAAAAACAGCCACAUGCUUCGUGCUGUACUUAGGUAAUAAAGGAUGUUUCUGUUGAACACAUGACAGGGACGAGAGUACUGUCCCUCUCAGCACACACAAGACUGAUGAAUGAGUGAAAUAAGAUUCACAGCUGCAGAGCAGGAAGUGUUAAGGCUGGAGUUCAGGUGGAUGUGGGCUGUUGCAAAUGUGUUUUCUUGAUUGGAAUCUCUGCAGGGGAACACAUCGGCUGCCCUUUUGCUACGCAGGAAGAGAGCGGCUUUGAGGACGAACUUCCUGCCUUCAGCUUCCUGUCGUUUGACCCCAUCAUGGUGGCAGAGCAGUUCACGCUCAUGGACGCGGUGAGGAUGUUUCCUUUUCCUUUAACAACAGAUUUAAAGUCACGGUCACGGCCACAGACACUGCAGCUCUCUGUCAGACACAUGAGGGUUUGACACCUGCAGAUUCUGCUGAUGUCCAUCAUCAGUAAAUCUGUAAAGUCUCAGAAAAAGUUCAGUGUCCACCUGAACCAUCAUAGUCUUUGUUUGUCUUUAUAUUUCUGCUCAAACAACUUUAUUCACAAGCUGAAUAAAAGCAUGUCAAACUACUUAGACUAACAUUUCAUAUUCAUUUGAGUUUAUUCUCAUUUUUGACCUCCAGGAUCUGUUUAAGAAGGUGGUGCCCUACCACUGCCUGGGGGGCAUCUGGUCUCAGCGGGACAAGAAGGGGAAGGAGCACCUGGCCCCCACCAUCAGAGCCACAGUGGCUCAGUUCAACUCUGUCACCAACUGUGUCAUCACUACCUGUCUGAGCAACCCCACGCUGAAGCCUAACCAGAGAGCCCGGCUGCUGGAGAGGUGGAUAGACGUGGCCCGGGUGAGCAGACGGCUAGACCAGGAACAUUAAUGGGUUUAAUUUUAGAUUUUUGAAGACCUUUUCUGGGCUGGAAGCUCAUCAGAAACAUUCACUUUAUGUUUGCAUUGUGUUCAGGAGUGUCGGAUCUUGAAGAACUUCUCCUCUUUACGAGCCAUCCUCUCCGCUCUUCAGUGCAACGCCAUCCACCGCCUGAAGAGGACCUGGGAGGAAGUGUCACGGUGGGUUUCCAGUCUCUUUUUGUGUUUCAUCCAGAUAGACCAGUGUUUUAAAUUUGCAUCUCAUACACUGACCUCUGGUUCUGCUCACAGGGAGAGUUUCCGCACCUUUCGCGAGCUGUCUGAGAUCUUCUCCGAUGACAACAACUACUCGCUCAGCCGAGAGCUGCUGGUGAAGGUGGGUCACAGCUGCUCUUAAACCCAGCAUGUCCUCUCCACAGGGACCCCAGACCCUGCAGAAUAUGGACUUUACACCUCUGAGGAGAGGAGCUUGAGCAUUUAAAAAAGCAGUACAGAGACGGGUAAAUUUAGACUAGACAACCUUGUUCAUUAGUUUUGGAAUGAUACAUGAUGUCUGAGCAGAUAGCAGCAGGAGGUGUGGAUGGUGUCCCUGUUUAGCUCACGUCUGUCACACUGCAGAGCAGAACACUUGGUUCUGUGUUCCUCCAGAUCACAGUUCCUUUAAAUCUCUCAUGAUGUCCCUCACAUGGCCGGGCUCUGUGCUGGUAAUAGAUUCCUGUCAUCAUUUCUGUGAUUCGUGGAGGUGAUCACAAAGAGGUGGCCACACCUUUGGACUGUUUUGCAGCUCGUAUUGAUGCACAGUUACACCUGGACAGCAGAAAGAAACGUGACUGAAGGAGAAACAAGAAAUCUGCUGGCUUUGUGCCUGUUUUUACACCUUUUUAAAGAAAUAUUAAAAGAUUUUAAAACCAUCAAAUUCAUACCAUCUCAUUCUUAACUGGGGUUGUACAACCAGCUCAUGAUUGGACAGUUUUUAAAUCACUGAGUGUCAUUUUAGAGGCUGAAUCACAACAAAAGUAAUAUUGUUACCUGAUGAAGUUGGUCUGGAUUUGUUAACUAUUUAGACGAGCUUUUUGCUUGGUCUUUUUUGGUGAUCAGAGGGACCAUUAUAACUGAUUUCUCCCAUUCAUGUUUUGUUUUAGCAGAGACUUGUUGUUUCCAAACAUAAAAUUUUCCAGCUGAAAACUUUCCAGUUUUAAUAAAAAAAUCAGAAAAAACACAAAAGAGUCCUCUAAUUAGGCGUAUAAAGCUGCUGCUUCCUUCAGUUUGAAAAGUUUGUUUCAAUAUAGAGACUGGAAUUAAGUAUUAUCCAUCUUUUUUUGUCAUACUAAAGCCUGGAGAUGGAGACUGCGUUCAUACCCCCCCAAGUAUUUUGUUGAGGUUAGAGAGCGUGAACAUGGUGGGCGACCUCUGAGGGAAUCCCCUCUGACGUCAGGUAGAGGUGGGGAAACCUCUGGCAGGUGUAGAUAACAGCUCUGGUGUUACUCUGCAGUAAACCAUCAGCUCGGGGCGUAGCCUCUCUCGAAGUAUCUGCUCAGUCCAGACUGCAUUGGCUCACUGCACUCAGUGUGAUCAGGUUACUGCAGGAGGCCCUCCAGCAUUACCUCACUCUGAGGAAUGUAAGCAGUGGACUCACUCCUGCUGUUAAAGUUCAGCUACACAGCAGGACAUUUGUGUAUGUUUGGUGACAAUUGUUUUUCACCUUCCUUCCUCCACUUUCAUGGACAAAAACCUUCACAUCUAAUCCUUUUAGAGGUCAAACAGAAAUGCUUUCAGACUUUUUCACAUCUUCAAGGCUGAACAUCCACUGAAGGAGAGUUCUCUUUGACCUGUCCUCUCAAACAUGCUGCCCAGCUGGACUCAGAGGAAACAAUUCUACUUCAGCUAGUUUUGAUCUUUUCACUCACCUUGGCUUGUGCUGCUCAGCUUUUGUGAACAGCUGCGUAAUGUAUAUAAUGUUGUUGUAAUGUCUAAGUAUAACCCUGCUAAUUGGGCUUUGGCUCUGAGUCUUCACAAUAUAAUCAGAGCUUGUGUAAUGAGUCUGUGACACGUAGAGUCCAGCCAAAGUUUGAUCAAGCUGUCCCAUGUUUCAUUAUUAGGAUGUUUGCUGUUACUAUCAUGCGGCUGCUUAUUGUUGUAUCAACAUAAUUUCUUAUUUUUUGCACGUUUAAUUCUUUGCAUUUUAAUGUGAACCUUUUUUCUAUUUUCUUGCAGGAGGGGACCUCUAAGUUUGCCACUUUGGAGAUCAACCCCAAACGUGCUCAGAGGAGACACCAGCAGCAGAGAGACCUGGUGAGCCCACAAACAGAGUGGAGUUAUACUGUUAAACCAAAGUCAUGAGGGGCAGACUCACAGAAGGUUUGCACCUGAUGAACCUGCUCUCAUGAGACAAAAAGACUGUCAGUCAGAAAGCAAUGGGAUGAAUAUUUCUACACUGUGCUUCAGAGCCAACAGUCUUUGUGUGCCUACCUGUCUGUCUGUGCAAGUUUUUCAAUGGGCCAGCAUUGGUCCCACAAACACUCACACUUCAGAGUGAGAACUUAUUUACUGUUAGGCAGCCACAAAGAUUACUGUACCCAAACUUUUAGGGAUCACGUCAACAGUUUAACCUCUGGAUGACCUAAAAUGAUAAAUCUGUACACAUAGCCUGUUUUGAUAUUUCAGUUUUUGUUAUAAUAAGUAAUUAAAUUAAACAAUUUGUUUGUUUGUUUUUUAAUCUUUCUAACAAAGGUAAAAUUUAGCAGCUCUAUUUGUCUAAAAAGAGUAAAAAUUCUGAUGCUAUUACUAACUGGGAUCAAUUCUUCCUGAAUCGUUCGAACUUUAUUACACCCUGACACAUGGGUGGUGCCUAAUACAGAGCAAUCAGAACUAAUUUUGGGCUAAUAUCCCCACCUUGUGGCCAACAAAAUAACAACAGUCUAAGGAUAAAAAGCUACAAAUAUGAUGUCUGUUGUAACUUUUGGUUUAUUUGAUAAAUGACUGAAAUGAAAAGUCUGUUAAAGAAGCUCAGUGCAGAAGAAUUUCAAAUCUUACAUGAGAGGAGGUGAUUGAUUUAUUUCACAUGAGUCUGUGUUGUACAAAUGCUUGACUAUGCAGUCUGAGAAGGUUGAUCUGGUCGAAAGUUUCUGUCCCUUUUGGGGAAUGUAUUUUUCUGUUUUUUAGCCUCUCUCAGACUUAAACUCCCGUUCUUUUUCUUCUUGUUAACCUUUCCUGACACUUCCUCCCUUUGUCUGUGAUCAGGGGGUGAUGCAAGGGACAAUUCCUUACCUGGGGACCUUCCUGACCGACCUGGUGAUGAUGGACACGGCCAUGAAGGAUUACACUGAGGUCAGACACCUUAAACAUUAUAUACAUAAUGAUGUAUUUUAUUCAAAGGCAUCUUUCAAAGCAUUCGAGGUCGCCUUACAAGAGAAAGUUAAGCUAAGACAACCAAAUAAAAAGGUUAAAACAAUGAAGAAAAAGACAGAUUUCUCUUCAGUGACUUCGACACUGUUUUGUUUGUGGCUCUCAUUUUUUUCCUGAUCUCCUCUCUCAGGGUGGGCUGAUCAACUUUGAGAAGAGAAGAAAGGUAUCAAAAGUUUUCUUGUGUUGUUGUAAUGAUCUGACAUUGAAAAACAGACAGGAAUAAAUUGUUUUUCACUGAUGAAAAGCUGGAUUUUCUGCCUGGUCAAAGCGCUUCUAUUGACCAUGUCUUGCUUGUUUGUCUUUUUCUGCAGGAGUUUGAGGUGAUUGCUCAGAUCAAGCUGCUCCAGUUGGCUUCUAAUAACUAUAGUUUCACUCAGGACAGUCACUUCAGAGAGUGGUUCGCAGGUGUGGAGAAACUCAGCGAGGCAGAGAGGUGAGUUGCUCAGAUUCUGCUCUUUUUUUUCCUCCUCCUCUUAAGUCUCCUGACACUUCAUCUUUUUGUUUAUUUUCAGCCCUUUGGUUGUUUUCUUAAAGAUACAGUAGUUUAACCUCAAGUGCUAAUGUCAGCCUUCUUUGUGAAUAAUCCUGCACUUUCACCCAGAUUUUAUGAAUUGUGUGAUCACGGCAGUACAGAUAUCCAGUCUGUGGUCUUGGAUCAUUCAAAGUUGGCACCUGUUUUAAUAAUGAUACACAUCAACCUUAACCUAACCCAAAGUUAAAACAAAAGGCAGCUUUCAGUUUCUAUGGCCCCCGGUUGUGGAACAGCCUGCCGGAGAGCCUCAGGGCUGCAGAGACUGUUGAUGUUUUGAAGAAGAGGCUCAAGACUCACUUUUUUUAACCAGGCCUUUCACUGAUAGCCUUUUUGUUUCUCUUAUUGCAAAUGUUCAUUUUAAUCAAAGUUCUUAAUGUUUCUUUUAUAUAAUUUUAUUAAGUAUCUUAGUUUUUUCUUAAUUCCCUCCAGAGGUGUUUUUUUUACUUCUUUUACCCCAUUUAUAUGGUAAAAAGCUCUUACUUAUUUGUUCAUUUUAUAUUAUCUUUUUGUCUUAGUCCAUCAGGUUUUACGCUGGCUUUUUACCAUUUUUUUCCUUUUAUCUCCAGUGUUUCUCAAAGGUAGCUUUCCUCAUGCAAUGUCUCAGUGUCAAGCCAUGUCUCUUUGACAAUGUAUCUUAAAUUCUCGCUCUGUGUGCGCUUGUGUGUGUAUGUCUGGGUGAAUGAGGGCGGGUGUGUGCCAGUGUGUGUGUGGGUCUGUGGGUGGGCUGGUGGGUCAGGUUUUAUUUUUGUUUAAUUGUUGUUUUUAGUCUCUGUGAGGCGCUUAGAACUACAUUUCUUUGUCUGAAAAGUGCCAUACAAAUAAAGUUGAAUUUGAAUUUAAAUCAACAAAAUAAGUCUAACCCUUGGAGAGUUUAGACUCAUGUUAAAUGUCCUCAUGUUGUGUUUUAUUUCCCGCAGCUACAAUCUGUCUUGUGAAAUCGAGCCUCUGUCAGAGUCAGCGAGCAACACACUGAGAGCUAAGAAGAACGGAGGAAUCAUGAAACGUUGGAGCGAGUGAGUGUCGGGGUUCUGAAAACAUAGACUGAGGACUUUCAUAAAAGGAAGUCUGUGUGGUUUUUAAUCGAACUGUUUUUAUUUUUGUCCAGCCGGCAGCUGACAGAGGCCGGCUGCAGCAGCGCCUCCAGCUCUCACUCAAAGUCCUUCGACCACUCGCACUACAGACCAUAUCAAGGAGGCGGGGGGGACAGUGGGGAUGCCCUCAGUGUUACGUCUGUCAGCUCCAGUGGUUCAGACCUGGAGGACGUCAAUGCCAGCUUCCUGUCCGACUCUCCAGAGGGACACGAGAGGAAGGUAAGGUAUCAGGGCAGAGACGGAUUUCAGAUUGAACACCAGACCUGCAGAUGUGGUUGGGUUGUGGCUGUUUUCUGUUGAUGAUUUCAUGUUUAAUGGUCCUCUAAAAAUUGUUCAACAGUUAUUACUGUACAAGGAAGAAGACCAUACGUUACGGUUGGCUCACAUUAGCCAAUCAGAUGCUCAUGCUCACCUGUGUGGUAGUUGUUUAAUAGAGUCUGUUUCUCUCCCCAGACAUCGACUCCUUCAGUGAAACUCACCGUCUCUGCUUUGGGGAGAGAAGCUCCACCAUCAGACACCACAUCAACAGUAAUACACUUUGACUUGUUGAUCUUAUUUGACUUCAUGACACAUAAUUUCCUCCUUGAAAUCCAAACAGUAUUGUCUGUAUUUUGUGGUGUUGACAAAGUAAUCAGUGAGUAAAGGUUGGAGUAACCCUGAUGGCAUAAUUUUCAAAGAUGGUGUGACUUGCUCUGUUUGUGAUGAGUAAAUUUAUGGUGUAGUGAAAUGUUUGCAUCGCACAUUUCACGAAAUAAAGUGAAAUUGAAAUCAAGUAAGUCUUCGAUUUUCCCUCCUCCUCAGUCAGGUUUUAACUCCCCCUUUCUCUCUCACUCCUCUCGUCCUGUUCAGUUCUGGGAGUGCACGUCUCUUUCGUCUCUUGACACCUCUGGUACGGGAUCCAGCUCUGGGUCAGCCUCAGGAUCCAGCUCCGCCUCCUCAUCCUCUGUCUCUUCCUCCACGCCGCUGUCAGCGUCUCGCUCACACAAACGCUCGGUGUCUGCAGUGUCGAAUUACUCGACUUUGUCUCUGCCGCUGUACAACCAGCAGGUGGACGACUGCUGCAUCAUCAGGGUCAGCCUGGACGUGGAGAAUGGGAACAUGUACAAGAGCAUCCUGGUCAGUCUGACGAUCAUCUCUCUUUCUUUUUAAGGAUUAGAAAAAUAGAGAACUUGGGAAUGUUAUACUUCAAAGGAUUUUUCAAUGUUUCCUUUAAUGUUUGGAUUACCUUAUUUUCCUUGAUACUGAAAUAGACUCUUAAGAAUAGACUCUGACUAAUGUCUGUCCUCUGAUACAGGUGACGAGUCAGGACAAAACUCCAGCUGUUAUCAGGAAGGCGAUGAUCAAACAUAACCUGGAGCGAGAGAAGACUGAGGAGUAUGAGCUGAUGCAGAAAAUCUCUGAGGACAAAGGUAGAAACUGAAAACACGAUCCAACUGACCCUCAUCAGAAUAACCCAAAAAGUGUCUGCAGACUUAAGGCGUGAAAUAAGUAGCAUCAAUCUAACUCUGUUCAGGUCUCAUUUCUGUCUGUCCUCUAUCAUGUCACCUUAGAAUAUCCCUUUUUUAAGCGCUUUGAGGGUCUCUGAUAAAGCGCUUUAUGAAAUCUGAUGCAUUAUUAUUAUUUAUUCUCUGUUGUAUAAAACAGUUGAAAUGAGCCCAAACACACAUUUCAUCAUCCUUUCAUUUCAUUUCAGAUGAAUCUUAGCAAUCUCUUAAUAUUGGAGUAAGAGGCUCCUGUAGAUUAGACAGAGCUUUAGUGAUCCUUCAGAGAAAUACUCAACCUCAAUAUUACAACCUGCUUUAUAGGUCCUGAGCUCUGCUCCAAUCUUGAUCUUAUUCUGAUCAAUUUGCUCUACCCUGUCUCAGAUUUUUAAUCUCUCCUGACUCCUUGUUCCCUCUCUUCUUCUGCAGAGCUUCGGAUCCCGGACAACGCCAAUGUUUUCUACGCCAUGAACUCCACUGCCAACUACGACUUCGUGCUAAAGAAGCGUGGCCUAGCCCGCCCGGUGCGGGCCAAAAAUGUGGCAAGCUCCACGCUGCCUCGCAUGAAACAGAAGGGACUUAAAAUUGCCAAAGGGAUUUUCUGA
Xyrichtys novacula (pearly razorfish) is the source of this 25687-nucleotide messenger RNA. The record is from the annotation of a GenBank genome assembly. Lineage: Eukaryota; Metazoa; Chordata; Actinopteri; Labriformes; Labridae.